Pneumocystis carinii B80 is the source of this 1203-nucleotide messenger RNA. RefSeq lists its product as hypothetical. The transcript has 2 exons. Gene Ontology annotation, biological process: nucleocytoplasmic transport; activation of GTPase activity. Gene Ontology annotation, cellular component: nucleus; perinuclear region of cytoplasm; cytosol. Bases 1 to 1203 code for a protein of 400 amino acids. Lineage: Eukaryota; Fungi; Ascomycota; Pneumocystomycetes; Pneumocystales; Pneumocystaceae. The record is from RefSeq and is a predicted model, not a curated record. Gene Ontology annotation, molecular function: small GTPase binding; GTPase activator activity.
AUGGCUGCUAAUAAUUGUAUAUUUUCGCUCUCAGGAAGGGGUCUAAAGCUUGAAAGCAAGGAGGAGGUUCUUAGUGUUAUUAAGGAAUUGAUUUCAGAGAAAAAUAUUCGUGAAAUUUAUUUAAAUGGGAAUACUUUGAGUGUUGAGGCAUGUCAGAUAUUAGGAGAGGUAAUUCGUACGAAGAAGGAUUUAGAGGUAGUGGAUUUUUCAGAUAUUUUUACGGGUAGAUCAGCUAAAGAAAUCCCGUUUGCAUUAGAAUAUUUGUUAUCAGGGCUUUCUUCAUGUGAGAAAUGUAGUACGGUUUAUUUGAGUGACAAUGCUUUUGGAUCUACGGCGUCUGAACCAUUAAUUGCAUUUUUAUCUCGACAUCGGCCACUUAAACAUCUUUAUUUGACCAAUAAUGGGUUAGGACCGUCUGCUGGGGCAUGCGUUGCACGGGCCUUAGAAGAAUUAGCAGAGAUCCAAAGUCUAGAUCCGCCUGUACAUUUGGAAACUCUAGUUUGUGGUAGAAAUCGUUUAGAAAAUGCAAGUAUGAAAGCUUGGUCGGCAUGUUUCCGAGCACAGAAUAAGUUAACACAUGUAAAAAUGCCGCAAAAUGGAAUUCAAUCUCAAGGGAUUCGUAUUUUGCUUGAAACAGGGCUGACAGCAUGUUCAUUAUUACAAACUCUUGAUUUGCAAGAUAAUACAUUUACACUUUUGGGUGCAAAAACUUUAGCAAAAAUGCUUCCGAAGUGGCCACAUCUUAUAGAGCUUGCAGUUAGUGAUUGUCUUUUAUCAAGGACUGGGGGGAAAUUAUUGGCUCAGGCUUUAUUUGAUAAUAAUUUUAUGCAAUUGAAAAUAUUGAGAUUGCAGUACAAUGGAAUUGAUGAAGAAGGUGUAAAAAUAUUAGCGAAUGCAAUAGAAAGGACACUUCCAAGUAUAGAGUUAUUAGAAUUAAAUGGUAAUGUGUUUUCAGAAGAAGAUGAAUCAGUAGAAAAAAUUAGAAGAAUUUUUGAAAAACGAGAGAAAGGCGUAGUGGAUGACUUAGAUGAUAUGGAGGAGCUUUCUGAGAUGGAUAGUUCGGAAGAAUUGUCUGAACCAGAAAAUUCAGAUGAUUCGAGUAAGAACUUUGAUGAUAUUGAAGAAAAGAAAGUCGAAUUUCCUAUCAAGAAAGAAACGGGAACAAAUAUUUCUACUUUAUUGGAAGAAACACACUUGGUGUAA